Molecule: messenger RNA, 4068 nt
Organism: Polistes dominula (European paper wasp)
Lineage: Eukaryota; Metazoa; Arthropoda; Insecta; Hymenoptera; Vespidae
Product: endoplasmic reticulum metallopeptidase 1
Biological process (GO): proteolysis
Molecular function (GO): metalloexopeptidase activity
Source: RefSeq, a predicted model, not a curated record
AUAGGUACUAUCGCCAAACAAAAUACUUUCUCUCCCUCUCUCUUAUCCCUUCUUUUAUGUAUCUAGUACUUAUGCCGUUUACAUCAAGUCCAUGAAUAUCAAAUGAUAAACGAAAAUUAUCAGCAAGUAUUUCUUCUAACAUCUAUUAUAAUUUUCGGCUAAAGCAAUUAAUAGUUUUCUUAUUUGUUAUUAAUUGGUGGUUCAUGAGUAUCGAAUAUACUUAUCGGCAUUGUCAAAUCUUUGCCUGCCAUAUAACCUGAUUUAAAUUUCAUUAAUGUUAAGAAGAAAUUACAUGAAAAGAGCCCAAUUAUAACAAAAUAAUAAUAAAUAAAGAUAAUUUUCGAAUAAUCGUGUCACCAACAAAUAGAGAACAUUAUGGCAACAAAUUGAUCUCGUAAUUAAAAAUAAAUAGAAGAAGAACUAUACAAAGAAAUUUAUUUUGUUACUUGGUUUUUUUAAUUUAAAAGACACAAACGUUGCUUUCGAUGCAACAUUAUGCAGUUAAUAAAGUAACGUGACAACAUAUCUUACGUCAAUUUCUUCUUAUAUUUUUUUUCUAUGUUUUUUUACAAUUUUGCACGCAUAUAAAAUACGAUAAAUAUUAUAUAAAUAUCAAAUAUAAGACACCAUGUUUCAGAAAGAUGGAGUCAGACUGCGUCAAAAUACUUCACGCAGCUUCUUGGAUAAUAAUUCAGAAGAGAAUAGAAUUAUUUUUAAGAGAAAAGAUAUACUGCCAAAUGAAACUCCACAUUUAUUUUUUGUCCUUACUUUUUUUCUAUUUUUAUCCUUCAUUAUUAUUGUGUUAGAGAAAAAUUUACCAGAACCUUGUACGAUAGAAAAUGAAAAACUUUAUCCUAAUAGAUUUAUUGCUGAAAGAGCUCGUAAUCACAUAAAAAAUCUUACAUCUAUUGGUCCACGAAUUGUUGGAAGUUAUGAGAAUGAAGUAUUAGCUGUUAAAUAUUUAAAAACGACAAUUAAUGAAAUAAUCAAUAAUACGCAUGAAAGUCAUAGAAUUACACUUGAUAUUACUAAGCAUAGUGGAUCAUUUCCAUUGAAAUUUUUAGACGGCAUGACAAAUGUAUAUAGAAAUGUUCAAAAUGUUAUUGUUAAACUUGGGCCAUAUAAUCCAGCAAGAUAUAGUAUUUUGAUAAAUUGUCAUUUUGAUACCUUUCCGGAGAGUCCAGGUGGUUCCGAUGAUGCUGCUGGAUGUGCUGUGAUGUUAGAAAUAUUACGCGUAAUGGCUUACAGUCCACAAUUUUUGAAGCAUAAUAUUGUUUUUUUAUUUAAUGGAGCAGAGGAAAAUUUAUUAGAGGCUUCACAUGGUUUUAUAACACAACACCCUUGGGCUAAGGAGAUUAAAACUUUUAUAAACUUGGAAGCAUGUGGUGCAGGUGGUAGAGAAUUAUUGUUUCAAGCUGGUCCUAAUAGUCCAUGGAUUUUGGAGAUUUAUUCUAAAUCAGUUCCAUAUCCAUAUGCAUCAUCCUUGGCGCAAGAAAUAUUCGUAAGUGGCAUUGUUCCUGGAGAUACUGAUUUCCGAAUAUUCCGAGAUUUUGGAAAUCUUUCUGGUGUAGAUUUUGCUUGGUCAACCAAUGGCUAUGUUUAUCAUACAAAGUUUGAUACAGUCGAUCAAAUUCCACUAGGAUCUUUGCAGAGAACUGGAGAUAAUAUUCUUGCUUUUUGUCGAGGAAUAAUGCUAGAAAAUUUUCCAUUUAUAACGUCAAAUGCAGUAGCAAAUAUUGUAUUUUUUGAUUUUUUGGGUGCAUUCGUAAUCAGAUGGCCAUUAUAUAUUGCAAGCAUAAUAAAUAUUUUUUCUAUUUGUAUAGGAAUAUAUUCUGUAUAUAUGAAUAUGCAAAGUGCUCGUAAAGAUGUAAAGAAGUUCACAUAUCUAAAGCAUUUAUUAAUUUGUGUCGCUGUUAUUGUUAGUUCGUGGCUCUUAUCAUUGUUUACAUGUACAACGAUUGCACAAAUUCUUACGAAAUUAGGAAAAGUAAUGAGUUGGUAUGUAAGACCAGCAUGGCUAUUCUUUUUAUAUGUUUGUCCAACUGUUUUUACCUCAAUGAUUUUAUUCUUGUACAUUGGAACUCGACAGAAAAAGGAAAUAAAUUCUAUGUGGAUUCUAUAUCAAAUAUAUUGCGAUGCAUAUUCUGUUAUGUGGAUGGCAAUCCUUUUCUUAUGUGUUUUACUUAAGAUAAGCUCUGGUUUUAUACCAUUGCAUUGGGUUUUUUUCUCUGCUAUUGGAAACAUAUUACGUCUUAAUUAUUUCUACAAAUGGAGAGGCUGGAAAUGGCUUUGUUACCACAUAGGAAUGCUUACUUUACCCUACACGCAAUUAUUUUAUUUAACACUCGGUGCUUUGUAUCUUUUUAUUCCCAUAAUGGGACGUUCUGGUGGUGGUCUUAACUCUGAGAUUGUUAUGGCUAAUAUAUUGUCUUUAUUAUUUUGUUUGUUAUUUAGUUUUACGAUGCCAAUAGUAAUCCUAAUAAAGAAUGCAGAACGGAUUAUAAGCGUAUUAAUAGGAAUAUUUUUAAUAGCAAUAGGCAUAUUAAUUUUAACACCUCUUGGUUUCCCUUAUAGCGGUAAUCCAUUAUCUCCUGCGCCACAACGUUUUAUGAUAGCGCACACACAAAGACAAUAUUACAAUGUUGAUGGUAGUCUAAGAUAUUCUGGAACAGGAUAUUGGCUGGUUGAUUUAGAUAUGAAUAGUCCUCACAGUGUACAAUCUAUGGUACCAGAAGUUAAUGCUGCCAUACCAACGAUCAAGGAUUGUGAGAAUGAGCUAUAUUGUGGUUUACCAUAUUUAAUGCCCGUUACAACAUUUUUAUGGAAGACUAGUUGGAUACCAGGACCUGCACCAUUUAUAAAUGUUCCAACUAAAUUAGAUCUUAUAUCAAAAAUAAUGAAACAUAAUGUUACAACUUUUACCUUUAAUGUAACAGGUCCAGAUCACAUAGGUAUAAUUAUUUCUCCGUACAAAAAUGUCCAGUUAAGAAAGUGGAGUAUAUCAGACAAUGAGCCAUUGAAAGGUCCUAUGUGGAAUGGCAGAGAAACUUAUUUUAUUUAUUAUUCUUGUGCUUCUGAUUGUAUUCCUUAUACAUUUUCUCUCGAAUUACAUGCACCUACAUUAGAAAACGUUCCUUCUUUAUCAAUUGCCCUGGCUGGUCAUACAUUGCAUGGAAAAUACCAGAAAUCUUUGAAAUUUAAAGAAUUUUUGAAUCAGUUUCCACCAUGGACUGUUAUAACACCAUGGACUGCAACAUACACUUCCUACGAAUUUUAAUGGAUCUAAACUCCUCUAGUGUACCGAAUUAAUUGUUUUUUUUUCAAGAAAAAAAAACAAAAAUCAUAAUUAUUUAUAUGAUUAAAAAGCGAGGUACGAUAUGGCAAUAUCAUAGUGCAGAAAAUGCAUUUAUCUAAAUUUUUCGGUCUAGAUCAAAUAAAUGCCUAAUAAUAUUUGAGCAUAAUUUCAUAGUUUAUGUAUUAGUUAAUAAUUAAAAUGUUUUAAUUGAAAAUAGAGUUUAUAAUCUUUAUCGUUUUAAUUGUUGUUAUAAUAUUUUUAAAUUUAUCUUUAAUAAUCUAUCAAAGAGUGUAAGGUAUAUCAAAGGUGAAAUAAGUUAAAAUAAAUAAAAAUUGAUCAUAAAAUUAAAUUAUCUUUAUAUUCGUAACUAUAUUUGGAUGUUAAAUUAUUAACAACAAAUCAGCAGUAAAGAAAGAAUUUUAAACAUAUAUUGCGAUAAGUUAAUAAACAAUACCAUCACGUUAAUAGACAUCUUGUUCAUAAAUAGUUGUAAGAUUUUUGCAAAAAAAUAUUGUAGCGCUUAACGACGACGGCACAAAAUGUAUGUAAAAUGGUCUCGUAUAUUUAUUUACUUAUUAUAUUAUAUUGCACAUUUGAAUUAUUUUGAAUAUCAGAAUAAUUUGAAUGCGUUAAUACACGACAUACUGCGUUAUAAAUUGUGUUGUAAAUCGUAUUGUAAAAUAGGAGAUAGGAAGUGAUAUUUGAAGUCUCUCUUGUUUUGUAAGAGACGUGCCAAUAUUGAUACAUAUUAUACGGAAUAUUAUAAAGUUAAA